Fusarium redolens is the source of this 1374-nucleotide messenger RNA. RefSeq lists its product as uncharacterized. Gene Ontology annotation, molecular function: oxidoreductase activity. Lineage: Eukaryota; Fungi; Ascomycota; Sordariomycetes; Hypocreales; Nectriaceae. The transcript is spliced from 3 exons. The record is from RefSeq and is a predicted model, not a curated record. Bases 1 to 1374 code for a protein of 457 amino acids.
AUGAUUCCUUCUCCCUUUGUUGACGUUAUUGUUAUAGGCGCUGGUCUCAGUGGCCUCCAAGCAACUGUAGACCUUGACAAAGCCGGUCUCUCAUACAUCGUUCUUGAAGCCAAUGAUCGGGUUGGAGGCAAAACUCUCUCUGUCCCAAGCUCUUCGAAAGGCGAUGGAAUAGUCGAUCUAGGCGCUGCAUGGAUAAAUGACAGCAGUCAGAAAGAGAUAUACGCCUUGGCCCAAGAAUUCGGCUUCGACCUUAUCGUCCAGAGAACAGAAGGACUGUCACUCGAUCAGUCGAAUGGAACUACUCGUGCCAUUCCCUAUGGUCAAUUUGGAGAUUUUACGGAUGAGCAACUCGCUGAAAUUCUGUCAAUCAUGACGAAGCUGCAAGAAUAUGUUGAUCGAUCUAACCUUGAACAUCCUCACCUUGGGCCCGAUGCUGCAAAGCUUGACUCCAUGACUUCCCUGGAGUUUGCUAGUAAAGAAUUCGGUGAAGGAAUUGCCGAGGUUCUCGUGACAAUGUUGGCUCGGGAUCUUCUUGGAGUCGAAGCGGAUGAGCUCAGUGCUUUGUUUCUCAUUGAUUAUAUCAAGAGCGGAACUGGUCUUGCAAACAUAUCAUCCGACAGAAAGGAUGGCGGGCAACCAGGCAAUGAGAGGUUUGCAACUAAGCUGGCCACUAAGCUCUCCAAGAAGAACAUCAGACUCAACUCGCCCGUGGUCAAGGUCAUCCAGGAUAAGAAGGGAUGCACCGUCAAGACGAAGAGCGGCCAUAAACACCACUCCAAGAAACUCAUCCUUUCGGUCCCGACAUCUCUUUAUCCCAAGAUCGACUUCGAACCUCACCUGCCACCAGCGAAGAAAGAGCUUGGUGACUCUACUGAACUCGGCUACUACUCCAAGUCCAUUCUGGUGUUUGACGAGCCCUGGUGGCGUAAUGCCAACCUCUCUGGAGUACUGACAUCUAUGGAUGGUCUUGUCUCGUUUACGCGAGAUACCUGUGUUCCAGAGGACAAGCAGUACAGCAUCGCUUGUUUCCACGUCGGCCAACCCGGACGAAAGUGGUCCCAGCUUUCUGCAAAAGAACGCAAAGAUACAGUGCUGAAGCAGUUUAAUGACGCUUUCGGUACAGUUGUCGAUAACGUCCCCAAGCCAAUUAAUAUCAUCGAGAAAGACUGGCUAAAGGAUCCUUGGUUUUUGGGAGGACCUGGUCCUGUGAUGAAGCCUGGGUUGUUGACUGGCGCUGGAAAGUCUAUUCGUGAUCCAUUCAAGAACAUUCACUUCAUCGGGACGGAGACCUCUGUUGUCUGGAAAGGUUAUAUGGAGGGGGCCAUUAGAUCCGGUAUUCGAGGUGCUCGUGAGGUUAUCGAGGCACUUGACUGA